AUGACUGCGGAAGUAGAACCCACACUGUGGUGUGGAUACAUCAUCAUCAUCAACAAGCUAGAGCGCUCGAGCAAAGCCUUGUCAUACUUCGCCAGUAGUAGAGUUUGUCCUCAAGUCUUAGGCACUGACGGCUAUGAUAGAAUUGCUUUGUCCAAUACAGAACACUCGAGUCAGAUGUAUAGAAGUGAAAACUUCGCUUUCAAAGAAAAGAUUCAGUUUGGAAUCGUGUUAACCAGAGUUAUUGUCGUUAUCAUAACACACAUUAUUGCUAGCAUCGCUGCAGGGCUCUCCAGUUUAGACUUGCGCUUCUGUGCACUACCGGUAGAUGGCUCUGAGCCAAAGAAAAUACAGGAAAAUGAUGGGAUCAAACCAGGGAGUGCACGAAAUAGUACAAGACAGACAAUGCAACUACCUGAGGCACGUAUUCACGUGCAGGAGGCUCCUGGCACUGGCGAGGAACUUACAGUCGUCACCUUACCUGUGCAAGAAGGGUUUGUUUAUGCCGUUCCAGAGGAUCAAUACGUCAUUCGACGUUUAGAAGGGACAUAUGUGGCGCCCUCUACAAAUCCUUAUUUGGCAUCGUUUUUUCCAAGUUACACAAAAAUCAACGUGGAGUGAGGUUGUGUUCGUUAAAGAUACAAAGUAGGAAACCUUACAAGUGUUUUUGACUCUUUUUUUCGUAAUAGAUAAAAACUUAGAAAAACAUGGCAACUUUAUACAAUUCUGGAACACAGUAUUUGAAACUGUAAAAAAGCGAAAAUUCACGAGCAUAAUAACUCAAAAUAUUAGAAUUUUAGCUUCAUUAUGUCGAUUGUCUUAUCAUUAGCAGUAUUUACUAAAACUUAAAACACCACAACAUUAGUACAUGUGUAUUACUUCUUAUAUUGAAGAGUAAAACGUAACGAACUGUUGUGUUACACAGUAAAAAAA
Messenger RNA from Limulus polyphemus (Atlantic horseshoe crab), 930 nucleotides. RefSeq lists its product as uncharacterized. The transcript has 4 exons. The record is from RefSeq and is a predicted model, not a curated record. The coding region runs from base 1 to 618 and encodes 205 amino acids. Lineage: Eukaryota; Metazoa; Arthropoda; Merostomata; Xiphosura; Limulidae.